AUGGUUUACAAUUUGCAAGAGACGGCCCAAGGUUUUUCACUUCCUCCACAAGCACGCUGCCUUGUUGGUCUCUACGAUUUUCAGUCCGGACCCUUGGCUGAGCAGUCAGAAAAUGCACGCUUCUUGGUCGGUUGCCAGUCUGUGACGCCUAAUGGAAGCCAGGUGCAUCUAGUGACUCUAGAGGAAGGGUACUCCUGUCAGUCAUUACACCUAAGGAGUCAAUCUUUCAUCCACCCGGACGGUGAAGUCGUUGGCUUGACAGCGCUCCCUGCUGCUCCGCUCCUCUUCGUUUCUGUCUACUCAUCCAUCUCAGAAAGCAAGACAGAACUGAGCAGCGGUGCUCGAAUUUGGCGUCUUCCACCGCCGCCUCCACAGUCGCUCUCACCGACUGAGUCGGAGGAAGAGAAAGAAAUUGAUUUCGCGGAUCGACCCCCGGAACAGUUGGAGUUCGUCACUAGUGUACCCUGCAACGAUUUUAACUCGAUUAAAAAAGUUGCAGCACACCCCUCUGAAACCUGCAGCGACUUGGUAUGUGUAUUAGGUCCACCCCUCCCGGGAACACAGCACUUUUCGAGCAGCCGAACAGUGUCACCAACAUCCAGUUUUCUGGCCAUUCUUAAGGCUGCCUCAGGCGACUACGCCGUCAAUACAUGUAGCCAACUGCGACUUCCGACGGAAGUCGGUGAGGUCGCAGGGGGAUCAAUCACCUCUCCCGUAAAUGCUGUUCGAUGGUCUCCUCAUCGAAACGCCUCCACAGUCGGAGUUGCCUUUGAUUCUGGCGUCCUCGGCAUUGACACACGUUGCAUGCAGCCUUGUUUCUGGUUGGGUGAUGUACACUGGCCAUGUGUACGUGACAUUGAUUUUAAUCCAAACUUGGAUCACAUUUUGGCCACUGGUGGCGACGAUGGAUGCCUCAGUGUGUGGGACCUUCGAUCGAUUCAGAAGGUCGGUGCUACCUCACAUGGAAACUUUUCAUUUAGGAGUGUCAGCUCUGGAACGGUUGGGUUAAAGCCCCUCGUAACUAUUCCUGCGCACUCGCACUGGAUAUGGACUGUACGAUACCAUCCAACUCGAGAUCAGCUGCUUCUAUCAGCUAGCAGUGAUUCUUGCAUCUGCCUCUACGGCUUGCCCAGUUUUUCUUCGGAAACUGGGGCCUUGAGUAAAACGGAUGGCACCAAAGCUAACAGUGGAGGGUCUUCUCCUGCGGAGUCCGAAAUCUCUGUUGAAGGUUUGGAGGAUGGAGUGCUGGGGCGUCUGGAACAGCAGCAGGAGAGCAUUUAUGCGGUUGACUGGAGCCCCGUGGAUCCCUGGACUUUUGCUUCCGUGAACUAUGAUGGGCACUUUUUGGUUAACCAGGUGCCCGACAAGGUCAAGCUGGGAAUUCUCCUUCAAUGCGACGACGACGAGGAGGAGGAAGCGGACGACUUUGACAAGGUAUAA
Molecule: messenger RNA, 1440 nt
Organism: Echinococcus granulosus
Lineage: Eukaryota; Metazoa; Platyhelminthes; Cestoda; Cyclophyllidea; Taeniidae
Product: Protein TSSC1
Exons: 9
Coding region: 1-1440 (479 amino acids)
Biological process (GO): protein ubiquitination
Molecular function (GO): protein binding
Source: RefSeq, a predicted model, not a curated record